Messenger RNA from Amyelois transitella, 3894 nucleotides. RefSeq names its product protein kinase C, brain isozyme (gene Pkc53E). Gene Ontology annotation, biological process: protein phosphorylation. The transcript is spliced from 14 exons. The record is from RefSeq and is a predicted model, not a curated record. Bases 154 to 2163 code for a protein of 669 amino acids. Gene Ontology annotation, molecular function: ATP binding; diacylglycerol-dependent serine/threonine kinase activity; zinc ion binding. Lineage: Eukaryota; Metazoa; Arthropoda; Insecta; Lepidoptera; Pyralidae.
CUUGUUCCAUUUCAUUUGCCGUCUGGCAGAAUUUCGCAGAAUUUACAAAGCGCAAUGACGUUCGGUUGAGGACGGUGGUUUGUCCUCGUCGGCCGCGUAGUCUAGCGAAUUUUGUGAUUGUAUCUGCUGCCGGCCCUAAAGCCGCUUUUCGCCAUGGCGGACGAGGAAAAUAAUUGUGAUGAUGGUGGUGGUGAAGUUCGGGUAGACCAGGCCUUUCGGCUCCGCGGCCGUAAGGGUGCCCUGAAGAAGAAGAAUGUUUAUCUUGUAAAGGAUCACAAGUUCAUGCCGAGAUUCUUCAAGCAGCCCACCUUCUGUUCCCACUGCAAGGAUUUCAUAUGGGGCUUUGGAAAACAAGGAUUCCAGUGUCAAGUAUGCAGCUUCGUGGUGCACAAGAGAUGCCACGAGUACGUCACCUUCACGUGUCCCGGCGCCGACAAAGGGGCAGAUUCAGACGACACUCGCACUCGGCACAACUUCCGCAAUCACACAUACUCGUCCCCGACGUUCUGCGACCACUGCGGGUCGCUGCUGUACGGCCUCAUCCACCAGGGCCUCAAGUGUCAAGCAUGUGACAUGAACGUUCAUAAACGAUGCGAAGAGUCGGUGCCGAACUUGUGCGGUUGUGACCACACCGAAAGACGAGGGAGAGUACAACUCGUGGUGUCCUGUGUUGGAAACAAGCUGACUGUUGAAGUGAAGCAAGGCCGCAACCUUAUCCCAAUGGACCCCAACGGUCUAUCCGACCCGUACGUCAAGAUGAAGCUGAUCCCUGACUCGGACAAUGUGAAGAGAAAAACGAAGACCAUUCGCAGCACGCUCAACCCCGUGUGGAACGAGACCUUGUCCUUCGACUUGAAGGCCGAGGAUAAAGAUCGCAGGCUGCUCAUCGAGGUGUGGGACUGGGACCGCACAUCCCGCAACGACUUCAUGGGCUCUCUCUCCUUUGGCAUCUCCGAGCUGAUGAAGGCACCCGCCGAGGGCUGGUUCAAACUGCUCACCCAAGAAGAGGGAGAGUUCUACAACGUUCCAGUACCAGAGGAAGGAACUGACCUAGCUCAAUUGAAGACUCAGAUGAGAGCCACCAGCGUGGGAGCACGUAGGGCUCCCCCGCCGCCGGAUAGGGAAGUCCCGCACAACAUGGCGGCCGCUGACGUCAUCAGAGCAUCAGAUUUCAAUUUUAUUAUGGUGCUCGGGAAGGGAUCCUUUGGUAAGGUGAUGCUGGCAGAACGUCGUGGUACCGACGAGUUGUAUGCCAUUAAGAUCCUGAAGAAGGACAUCAUUAUCCAGGACGAUGACGUGGAGUGCACCAUGGUGGAGAAGCGAGUGUUGGCUCUCAGCAGCAAGCCGCCAUUUUUGGUCCAACUGCAUUCCUGCUUCCAGACCAUGGACCGGCUGUACUUCGUGAUGGAGUACGUGAACGGCGGAGAUCUGAUGUUCCAGAUCCAACAGUGCGGGAAAUUCAAGGAGCCUGUGGCCGUGUUCUACGCAUCAGAGAUCGCUAUCGGGCUGUUCUUCCUGCAUUCCCGCGGGAUCGUGUACCGGGAUCUGAAGCUGGAUAACGUUCUUCUCGAUCAAGACGGCCAUAUUAAGAUCGCUGACUUCGGAAUGUGCAAGGAGGGCAUCACCGGCGACAAAACAACCAAGACCUUCUGCGGCACACCGGACUACAUCGCGCCGGAGAUCAUCUUAUACCAGCCGUACGGGAAGUCCGUUGAUUGGUGGGCGUAUGGCGUACUGUUGUAUGAAAUGCUUGUGGGUCAACCACCUUUCGAUGGAGAAGACGAGGAAGAACUGUUCGCUGCGAUCACCGAUAAUAGUGUGUCGUAUCCGAAGACUUUGAGCAAGGAAGCGAAAGACGCGUGCAAGGCGUUCCUCACCAAGAACCCGGUGAAGCGGCUCGGCUGCGGCGCGCGCGGCGAGGAGGACGUGCGCACGCACCCGUUCUUCCGCCGCAUCGACUGGGCGCGCAUCGAGGCCAGGGACGUUCAGCCGCCCUUCAAGCCCAAGAUCAAACAUCGCAAGGACGUGUCGAACUUCGACAAGCAGUUCACCCAAGAGAAGACGGAACUGACGCCCACCGACAAGCUGUUCAUGAUGAACCUCGACCAGACAGAGUUCAUGGGCUUCUCGUUCCUCAACCCGGAGUUUGUGCAGCACGUGUGAACGAACCAGGGUCGAACCACUCUUUUCUCAUCAUAGGAGCUGACUUAGCGCCAAAAGCCCCGUAAGGUUUCGAGGCGCGAACUCUUCUCUUCACUGUCGACUGUCUCUGUCAUUCAAACGACACCAGUCGUUUGCUAUCUCGCUCAUUCUCGAAUUAAGUUCGGAUUUAUGAUCUGUGAAGUAUUAUCUUGAAUGGGAAUAUGGUACGAAUUAUAAAGCUACUAUCUGGAGGAAAAAUCGAUGAAAUGCUCAUUCCCGUAUUAUUUUUAAUGUACACUGUACUACUUCUUAGAAAUUUCUCAUUUUCCAUCCAAUACGACAUGACUUGAAAUCUUAAUGUAAGUUAGUGUUUUCGCAAUAAUUUAUUUAUUUAACCUGCAAUAAUAUUGCAAUUGAUAUCUCAACGAAUUUACAAAGCAAUAUUAUACGCGUGAAAAUUUGUUAUUUAGUUGCCGCGCUCUCUAUUACUCUUGCGAAGUUGGCAUUACUGUUAAAAUGAAAAAAAAAAAUAUUGCAUUCUCUGCUUUUUAAUUUUAGAAUCUCGUUCCGUGUUAACUAAAUAUAUCAUUAUCUUGGGGCCACUUAAUAGGUUUACUCGCUCACUCGGCGUGAUUGCCGUUGAAUAUAAUGCCUUAUGACGACGGAAUGAAGUUUAGAAAGGCAUGAUCAUUGACCAACGGUGAACUGCGUUUAGUUUUCAUCUUAACACAUAUCAGUGUUGUAAAUAGUGUUGUCGUGUCGUGUGGAUGGCAGUUCGCUAGAGUUAUCGAUAUUCUUAUCGUUAUUUUUAUCGAUAUUUCAAAACUCACAAUUUAAUGAAUCUCGUAUUGCAUUCAUUACUUAUUUGUUAAUAGUUUAUUUAUUUUUGUAAUUGGCCGUUUUUUGUAAAAUAAGUCUUCACUGAUUUUAUGAUUUAUUUUCAUGAGACAAAAAGUUCUUGAUGAGUUUCUUACAAUGUAAAACAGUGGAGGAUUGUAAAAAAAAUGCAUUUUUUUUGUAUUGCGAAAGUAUUUUCUUUUUAUUGUGGCCAAAGAGUAUUAUUUACUUAUUUAUUUACAGAACGAUUUAAUUGUCAAGCUGUUGCAUUAAGUUUUAAAUGUCUUUAAUAACGUUAAUUUAUUUUGUUAUUCUAAUUUUAUUGUGAUUUAAUUUUGUGAUGAUUGGUGUAUAUGUGUUUUUUUCACUUGUGUGCGUGGAUGGUUGUAUUUUAAAGUGUACGAUGUUUUUGAUCAAUUGCCAAUUUAUGUCGUUAUUAGACGAUGUAGAGGAUACCUUCCUUUCUAAUAUCCUUAACUAUUAUUUACUAUUUUAAUUCAGUUAUUUUGAAGCUGGACAAAUCAAAGCAAAGGUAAUGGCGCGUCCGCAAGAAAAUGGGAGCUGCCAGAAUAUAUUUUCUUUAUAUAAAAUUUUAAAAAUACUGUAGACGAUCCCUCGUCAGUCUUAAGUUAGCUCUUUUCCUACAAAUUACCAGUAAAAGACAGUGUUAUAGUAAGAACCGUCUAAUAACGCCAUAAAACGCAGCUCAAGCUGCCAAUAUUCGUCUACUAAAAUAGCCUUACUAACUUAGUAUUAUCGCUAAUAAAAAUACAUUUAAAAAUUUAACACUUUAUUAGAUUAAAAAUGUGAAUUUAAAAUGAGAAAGCAUUUGAUUCUAAAUUGAAUUGUAAUAAAAUGACAUUUUAGAAGUUUUAAUUUUUUUUCAAGUGAUUCAUUUUGGAGGUGUUAUUAAAG